AUCUUCUUAGAUGACGAGGGAAACUGUCACUGCUUUCAGACUUUCAGUGCCGUAGCAAAGAGUCUGCUUGAGAGCAUCACUCGGCAGAGCUGUCACUAGCUUUCAAACGGAUCACCAAAACACAAGAUAAUGCAACAAACGCACACACCAAAACAGCAUUCCUCAGUGCCCGCCUGUCCAUGGUACGUGGUGGUGCAUCACCUUCCACCAAUGACACAGCAAGUACCUGACCUAUUUGCAUUAAGAUUGGAAGUGAUGGCAAUGCCUGUGAAUGUUCCACAUGUUGGGGAAAAUUUAGAAGCUGCCCUCAAAAGUCAAAUUGUUCCUGACCAGGAGUUUUUGCUUCAAGGUUCAGUGCUUGACACAUCCCUUGUGGUAGUAAUUGAUCGCCUCCGAGGACUGUGUGACAAUGCCGAUAUUCCUCCAGAAACUUUUCAUGAUCAUGAAGUGGUUUUUGUCCUUAAGGAUUUCAGUGCCAUGUCAACUCCUGGUCCAGCAUCACAAGGAGUGAUGCUGAGGGUUCGUCGUGCCAUGGACUAUCCUGAUCUUCCUUAUCAGCUCCGAUAUGUGGGCUUCCCUGAACUAGGAAAUUAUCCAGCACUGUUACGAAAUUGCUUGGACAUUCCUGUCAGCAAUAAUGUGUGUGAAUUCUUGACAGAAUUAGGAGCAAAGCUUGAUCAUGAGUUUAUUGCAAAAGGAUUCAUAAUGAAAAAGGGCAGAAUAAAAGUGACUGUCUUUAAAAUGUAUAAGAUGGGCACUGGUAUGGCUAAAGACAACCUUGAGCAGAUGACUAUGUCUCAUAUGGUGGAAUUGAGUGUUUUGACGACAAAGACAGACAUGUCUGUCGCUGAAGAUCUCCGUACAUUGGCUGACCAACUGAAGCCUCUUGUCCAGCUUGAAAGGAUUGAUUAUCGUCGCCUUGGACCAUGAUUGAAUAUUAGACAGUAUUGAAGCAACACAUUUUUUUAAAUGAAUUUCAUGCUAAGCAGUAUUUUUUUGUUUUAUUGUGCAUUACUUUUUACAACUUCAUGUGCUCCAAUACUGCUGCAGGAGAAUAUUCAAAGAGAGGAAUUCAUGACUUUUCUCAGUCCCAGAAAUACCUUACUGGCAUUCUUAACAUGAUGGGACUUUGGCUGUACGGUCCCUGGUAAAACUAGACUGACAUUUGUGAUGAAGUAUGGUGAUGGUUUGAAUGCAGUGAGAUUCUAUGAACGUGUGGCUUAGUUUAAUUGAUGUUAUCUUUUGUAAGUGAGUGUACCUUGUAUUUUGUAAUAAAUUUUUUUUUUUAAAUUUACAGUAGAUUAAAGCUUGUCAGUACACUGGUUUACAGGCUUAGAUAAUAAGCAAGAGGUUCAAAAUAUGAAUAAUAAGUAAAUUGAAGUUGA
Molecule: messenger RNA, 1385 nt
Organism: Portunus trituberculatus (swimming crab)
Lineage: Eukaryota; Metazoa; Arthropoda; Malacostraca; Decapoda; Portunidae
Gene: MED18
Product: mediator of RNA polymerase II transcription subunit 18-like
Exons: 9
Coding region: 130-930 (266 amino acids)
Biological process (GO): regulation of transcription by RNA polymerase II; termination of RNA polymerase II transcription
Cellular component (GO): mediator complex; core mediator complex
Molecular function (GO): transcription coregulator activity
Source: RefSeq, a predicted model, not a curated record